CAUUUGAUAAUAGCACACGGUGAUUCUGAUUACACUGGAAUUAACAGCGAUACGAAACCCACUCAAACUGGAGAUUGGACUCUUUUGACAGACUGAACAUCACCGGUCAAAUGGAUGUGACCUACAGCAUAAAACGGUUCAGACGCCACUCCUAGAAAAGCGGGAGAAUGGCUUGCAUAUCCCCGAAGACUGAGCUAAUGGAGUCUGAUCAGGAUUCAGACAGAGACUCUGGUGUUGGGGAUGAUGCAGUCGAAGAGUCUGACAGUUGCAGUAAAAGCAGUGCAAUUGAAGCCGAUGAGGAUAAUGCAGAUGGCAUGGAAGGAACCAGCGCGAAGGAUGAAGACUCCAUAGUAUUUGUUGCCUUCCAAGGGAACAUGAACGAUGACGACUUUGCACAGAAACUUGACUCUGUUCUCAGUGGGAUACCCAACAUGCUAGAUAUGGGCUCAGAGAAGCUCCAGCCACAGUAUGUAGAGCCAUGGAACAGUGUCCGCGUUACCUUCAACAUUCCCAGAGAUGCUGCAGAGCGUCUCAGACUGUUGGCCCAGAACAACCAGCAGCAGCUCAGAGAUCUGGGCAUUCUCUCUGUGCAAAUAGAAGGAGAGGGAGCAAUCAAUGUGGCUGUUGGACCAAACAGAGGACAAGAAGUAAGAGCUAAUGGACCAAUCGGUGCACCCGGUCAGAUGAGGAUGGAUGGUGGCUUCCCAGGUCAGCCUGGACCAGGAGGAGUUAGGAUGCCGAACCCAUCGAUGGUUCCACGUGGCCCUGGCAUGGUGGGUCAACCUAUGUUACCAGGCAGCAGUGGACAGAUCCAUCCUCGUGCACAGAGACCACCAUUACAAACAGAUGUGAUGGAUCCAAUGAUGCCGGUGAUGUCAGUCCAGCAGCAGCAGCAGCAACAACUUCAGCACCAGCAGGGUGCUCCACAUGCUUCUGGCCCCAUGUCUGCUCAAGCCGCACAUCACAUGCAGGCUCUGCAGGCAGCAAGACCACUCAACCCUGGUACACUGCAACAUCAGCAGCAGGCUCAGCUCUCUCAGCUCGGACCGCGACCUCCGUUCAACCCUCAAGGCCAAAUGGGUGCGCCUCCUGGUUGGAACCAGCUGCCCUCUGGUGUACUACAGCCGCCAGCAUCCCAAGGAGGCCCUGCCUGGAGAAAACCGCCACCUCAAAACCAAAUGGUUCAGCGCCCACCAUCACUACCCACAGUUCAGACCCCCAAUCACCCUCCACCCCCAUAUCCCUUUGGCAGCCAGCAAGCUGGGCAAUUAUUUAAUGUAAUGGGGCAAGGACAAUUACAGCAGCAACAGCAGGCAGGAAUGGGUCAGUUUGCUGCUCCACAACCUAAAGGCCAACAGGCUGGUCCCGGUGCCGUCACCGGACCACCCAGACCACCAUUACCCCUACCGUCAACAUCUGGACCACAGGGCAACAUCACUGCCAAGUCUCCUGGAUCGUCCUCAUCUCCUUUUCAGCAAGGCUCUCCAGGGACACCUCCUAUGAUAGCUCAGCGACCUACAACUCCCCAGGGAUUCCCCCAGGGUGUCGGUUCACCAGGCAGAGCAGCUCUAGGGCAACAGGGUAACAUGCAGCAAGGAUUCAUGGGAAUGCCCCAACAUGGGCAGCCUGGAGCCCAAGUUCAUCCAGGGAUGGGAAAGCGUCCCAUGGGCUUUCCAAACUUAAACUUUGUUCAAGGUCAGGUGAGUGCUGGCACCACAGGAACCCCUGUGGGUGGAGCAGGUCAGCAGCUGCAGAACAACCAAGGAAUUACUCAUACAGGAGGCCAGCCAGCGGCAUCCACUCCAAAUACGAUGCAGGGACCCCCCCACGUUCAGACCAAUAUAAUGCCUGGUCAAAGUAGUAUGGCAGGUCCGACCCCUGGUACCACGGCCGGUGCUAGUAUGGGCCAGCAGCAGCCUGGCCUCCAGACCCAAAUGAUGAGCCUCCAGCAUCAGGCCCAGCCUGUGUCCUCCUCCCCCAGCCAGAUGGUUCAAGGCCAGGGUGGAGGUCAGACUGUCCUUUCAAGGACCAUUGGUCAAGGGCAGAGAGGAGGGAUGACCCCACCUAAGCAAAUGAUGCCACAGCAAGGCCAGGGGGUGAUGCAUGGGCAGGGUCAGAUGGUUGGAGGCCAAGGGCAUCAGGCCAUGCUCCUGCAGCAGCAGCAGCAAAACUCAAUGAUGGAACAAAUGGUUGCUAAUCAGAUGCAAGGAAACAAACAGGCGUUUGGGGGGAAGAUUCCUCCUGGGGUUCUGCCUGGCCAGAUAAUGCGCGGUCCCUCCCCCAAUGUGCCAGGUAACAUGCCUCCGUUCCAGGGCCAGGUUGGCCCACAGCAGAUGACUCCACAGCAGCAGCAGCAAAUGGCUCAGCUUCAGCAGCAGCAGCUACAACAGCAUCAGUUGCAGCAACAGCUCCAACAUCAACAGAUGAACCAACAACAGCCUCAGCAAGUCCCAAUAGCUGGUAAUCCUAAUCAAAGUAUGGGGAUGCAUGGGCCCCAGAUGAGACUACCUGUUGGUCAUCAUCUUAUUCAACAACAGCAACUGCAACAACAGCAACAGCAACUGCAACAACAGUUUCAACAACAGAAACAGCAAGCUAUGUUGCAGCAGCAGCAGCAACAACAGCAGCAAGCAGCUCAGCAACAUCCACAUGUAAUUGGAGAUCCAAAUAGUGGGACAGGGGACUUAGGUGUGCAGCAGAUGGUCUCUGAUAUGCAAGCUCAGCAACAGCAAGGCAUGAUGGGAGGUCCCCAGCACAUGCAGAUGGGUAAUGGACACUUUCCAGGUCAUAACAUGAACUUUAACCCGCAGUUUCCUGGUCAGAUGACAGUUGGAGGAGCAUGUGGACAGCCAGCUGGCUUUCCUGUUAGCAAAGAUGUUACAUUGACGAGCCCACUGCUCGUCAAUCUGCUGCAGAGUGAUAUCUCAGCUAGUCAGUUUGGACCAGGAGGAAAACAGGGGGCUGGUGGGGAUAAUCCAGCUAAACCUAAAAAGAAGAAACCACCCCGAAAGAAGAAGCCUAAAGAGGCUGAUGGACAACAACAAGUAGAGGGACUUGGUGGUCUUGAUGGGACUGUUGGCAUGGAAGAUGCUGAAUUGCCAAGCCUUGGUGGGGAACAGAGUUUGGGUUUGGAAAGCUCUGGCCAAAAACUCCCCGAUUUUCCUAAUAGGCCUGCAGGCUUUCCCAGUCAGACUGGAGAACAGAGAGUUCUGCAACAGGUACCAAUGCAGUAUAUACAACAGCAACAGCAGCAACAUCAUCAACAGCAGCAGCUUCAUCAACAACAACAACAGCAGCAGCAGCAACUUCAUCAACAACAGCAGCAGCUUCAGCAACAGCAGCAACAACAACUUCACCAACAGCAGCAGCAGCAACAUCAUCAGCAGCAGCAGCUUCAUCAACAACAACAGCAGCAGCAGCUUCACCAACAACAGCAGCAGCAGCUUCACCAACAACAGCAGCAGCAGCAGCUCCAACAGCAACAUCAUCAACAACAACAUCAUCAACAACAGCAGCAGCAGCAACAACAUCAUCAACCACAGCAGCAACAACAACAACAACAGCAGCAGCAGCAACAUCAUCAGAUGCAGCAAAUGCAACAGCAGCAUUUACUGCAGCAGCAAAGGCAACAUCAAAUUCAUCAGCAGCAAAUGCAACAACAGCAGCAGCAGCAGCAACAACAACAACAACAACAACAAAACUUUAAUAUACAGAAUGCUCAAGCACAGCAAGGAAUGCCGGGGUCACAAACUCAAGGUCAAAGCCAACCUCAGAUGCACCCGCAUCAGCUCCAACAGCAGCAGCAACAAUCGCAACAGCAGCAGUUGCAGCAGCCAAACUUACAGCAGCAGCAAAUGAUGAUUAUGCUAAAGAUGCAACAGGAGCAAUCAAAGAAUCGCAUGCCCAUUCCACCAGGAGGGCAAAUGCCUCCCCGGAGUAUAGGCAAUCCAACAGAGGUGCAGAGGCAACCUGUUUCACAGCAGGGCAACAUGCCUGUAAUGAUCAACCUUCAAGGCCAUGGUGGUGUCCCACCAUCACCUGACAAAGCCAGGGGGAUUUCCCUAAUGGUGAACCCACAACUUUCGGGAGCUGCACGAAGAAUGUCUCACCCAGAAGCAGCACAGGGACCCCAAACCAGUGGGUCUGAGGAAGUCUCCUCUGCUCCCCACACAAAACAAGACAGGCCUAGUGGCUCAGAAGUUGGAGUGCAACCUGGAAAUGGGACUCAGCAGAUUGUUCCCAGCCAAGGUUCCAACCCUCAAAUGAUGAAGCAAGGUCCUGGUCAAGCACAGAUGCCUCAGCAUACUGGGGCCAGUCCUCAGCAGCAGUUAACCACUCAGUCUCAGCAAGGGGGCCACAUGCCUGGCCUUCAUUUCCCCAGUGUCCCUACAUCUUCACAGAGCUCUAGGCCCAAAACCCCAAACAGGGCAAGCCCCAGGCCCUACCAUCCUCUCACUCCAACUAAUCGACCACCCAGCACUGAGCCCUCAGAAAUCAACCUUUCACCUGAGAGACUAAAUGCCUCCAUUGCAGGGUUGUUUCCUCCCAAAAUUAACAUUCCUCUUCCUCCAAGACAGCCAAACCUUAACAGGGGAUUUGACCAGCAAGGUCUAAACCCAACAACUCUGAAAGCCAUUGGCCAGGCUCCCCCUAGCCUAACCCUACCAGGAAACAACAAUAAUGGCAAUAUAGGAGGAAAUAAUGCAAAUAAUCCUCAGUCUGCUGGGGGCAGUGCUGGUGCUUUAGGUGCAAAACAAGACAAACAGACUGGUGGCCAGAAUAAGAGGGCAAGUCCUAGCAACAGUCGUAGGUCGAGUCCGGCCUCAAGUCGAAAGUCAGCCACUCCAAGUCCAGGAAGGCAAAAGGUGACAAAAAAUACCAUGAGCUGCCCUCCUCACCAGCAGCAGGUGCUGAAUCCUCAAGGACAAACCAUGAUGCUAAGUCCUUCCUCUGUACCUCAAAGUCCAGUAUCUAUGCCUUCACAAGUCAGCGGAGGCAUAGAGACACAGCAGAGCCAGAGCUCCCUCCAUAGUAUUCAUGGAAACCCUGUUGAUGGAUUUAGGGACAAUCAGGGAACAAUGCCACCUGAGCAGCGACAGGUAACCCAACCUCAAGCCCAGACGCAGCAGUUUAGGGAUUUAUCGUCGCCUAGAUUAACAAGUCCUCGUAUGCCAAUACAUCAGGUUCCCAAACCAGAUGUUGAUAUGCAGGCUAACACAGUUGACAGACCCUCAGUACACCCAGCAACUGGACAGGACCCGGAUGUCUCACCUGCUCUUAGAGCAGCUCCAACAUCUCUUAACCAGUUACUGGAUAACGCAAAUAUUCCAAACGUGUCUCUGCGGCCAACGCAAGCAGGGAAUGACAACCACAAGUCUGCUUUGGAUCCAGACAGGCCUGUAUCCAGAAAUUCUCAGAAUGCAGAUAAGUCAACAUCUGUUGUUACUACAGCUGCCUCAGCUAAUAACACUCUGGCUAUAUCUAAAUCUGCCCUUAAUCCUGCUAGUGGCCCUGCCAUGCCACAUACUUCAAUUCCAAGCUCACACCCUCCCACUUCUGUAAACUCCAGUAGUACCCUCAGUCUUAAACAAACCCCAUUACCCAGCCUUUUAAAUCCAAAUGUACAUUCAGCAACUACUAUUUCCAGCUCAGUCUGUAGUAACACUAAUCCCAGUCCCGGUCUAAGUACCAGUGCGCCUACUUCCAGUCAGAACACUUCUGCAUCCACGGUUAGUGCCAGCUCUACAGUAAACCCUGCCACGACAGCUCCUAAACCAAGCCCUAGUCCAAAACCUGUGACAAGUGUUCAGUCUGUCAUUCAGAUUCCCACCUCAUCAAGCAACAUUUCUCCCAACCAGAUAACAGUGUUUGUAACCUCAAACCCCAUCACUUCUGCCCCCACUUCACAGGUGCCUACAUCUAUGGUAUCCACCAUGGUUGCUGUCCCUAAUAAAAAUAUAAGACCACAGGACAUCCGGUAUCAGAGCUCCGGUCCAAGACCUGCACAACUUAUUACCACUACGCCUGUAUUUAUUAACCCAAUUUUCCAGGUCCCAGCUUCCUCUAUGGCUACCAAUUCAACAGUUGUGUCACAGUCUGUCACCAUGGUGGGCUCCCUGCAGGUCUCUGCUGCAAACAUUCACCUCUCUCAUGCCCCAAGUUCGGCACAGAACACUGGGGCUACAAUGACAAGCCCUCAGUCUAAUAGGAGUUCUCUUGGACAGGUCCACAUAGCCACUAGCAUGUCCUCUCCAGGGCCAGUUAGUACUCUCUUAACUCCUCAGCAGUUUAACCAGGGAGGUAUCAAACCAGAAACUCCAAGUGAGAUAAAUUCCUCUCAGAAAUCUUCUCUCCCUGUCAAUCAACCUGCCCCUCACCCAGGUGCUUCUGUAUCAACUUCCUUUCAGUCGCCUUUAACUUCUCCCCCUCCUUGCUCCAGUCCUAUGGCUGUUAACCCCAUUCGAAAGAGUCCUGUGCCUCCAUCUCCUACUGGCCAAAUGAAAAUGUCUACAUCAGCUACUGUCUCCGUUUCAGGCAAAGGCGAUUCCCAGCAAAGUACUGUAGAAAGACCUGCACAAGGGCAUACGGGGGGUAUCCCACAGCAGACAUUUCUUUCCCCUGCUAAUCAGACUGAAGGACAAGCUCCUCAUAUUACUCUUGUUAGUUCAAAUAGUAAUCCAUCUUUAGUUCCUUCUCAAAUCCCCUGCCAAGUUACGGUUCCCACUCAGAUAGUUGGUCAGGCUCCUGCAGCGGCUUCAGUCCCAAAUCAACCAUCGCCUGUAAAUUCUCAAGCACCUAUAGUGACUGUAGUAGGUGCUGGGGUUUCUUCCAGUACUUUGCUCUCUACAGUCACUCCCAUACAAUCAUCUGUAACAUCUGUUCUUCCAAUUGUUGCUGCAAGCGGACCUGGUGAGGCUUCCCACAUCACCUCCUCUCCCUCUGGUAUUACCAGCGGAGUCCCUGCGAUUCAGUCAGAUGCCCCAGCUGCAGAGUCUUCAAUGCCAUUAGCGACAGCACCUGCUGAAGCUACACAGAGCACACCUGCACCUGUUCAACCAGAAGCUUCACAGGAACCUGCCUUGACUGAGAAGACGGGUGAGGACGUCUCAACAGGUUCUGAGCAGGGAUGGGCAAAGAAAAGAAAGACGCCCAUCAACAUAGUCCCAAGAGCUGCGGUAGAGAAGCCCAAGGGCCCGAGCAGACGGAGCUCCCGAGCUGAGAAGGAGGUGGAGGAGGAGCCAGCAGUAGAUAGCGGCAUGAGGAAGAGAUCGGCCAGGCCUGGAACGAGUGCUACAGUUAAAGAAACGGCAGCAAGCCCAACCCAAGCCAAACGAAGGAAGUCUAAAUAGGCACAACAGUGGUUGUUUACCUGUGAACUGUACUGUAAAUGUUUUUGUUUCCUGCUGUGAAUCAGUUGACUUUAGUUUUUCUGGCUGAGUUUAAAAGUUCCAUUAGAGGAGGAUACCAUGUACAGAUUGUUUAAUGGCAAAAAAGAAGCUAUUGUUUUGUUGAGGCUUAUAUGUGUGAUUGUAGCUAGAAUGUGUGCAUACAGUUUGCGUGAAUGUGCUUUUUUUUUUUCUAUAAGAUGCUGGAUUAAUCAUGAAGAUUGACAAUUGAACUCACCAUUUACUGUAUGAUUAAGUUGUAAAAUGGAAUAAAAUUUUCUACUGCUUGUUCUGUGAAAUGACAUGCUGGUGAUUUUUUUUCGUUAAACCUUAAGAGAUUAUGUUGGACCUGAUUUCUGUGGUUUUUAUCGUCUUUAAUUAGAAAUGCCUGUAUCCACAAUUGUAUCCUGUCCAUCAUUUGUUUUUUUAUACUUGAUUUAAUGAUGGUUUAAGGAGUUCAAAAGGGGAAAAUCAAAAGUCCUGCUCACCAAUUACAAUCCCCAGCUAAUUCUGGAGGAUCUUAAUACUGUCUUUAGUCAAAGGAAAUUCCCUUUAGUGAGUUUAUAGCCCUGUUGAUUGUCUUCUCUUAGUAGGACGUGCACCGAAAAUCUGACUUUUAUAUGAACGGGCCAUGUUUCCACCCCAAACUCAUCAGGUCUAUUGAGUCUCCUUAACUAGUCUCCAAAACCUAACGUGGCCACCCUAUAGAAAAUUUUCAUGCGUAGCAAGAUCAGUAAAUCUAAGGUAUGCAUUUCAGCAACAACUUCUUCAUGGUAAAGCCUGCAGGGAUUUAUGACAAAGCCCUUAUCCAUUCUAUCCUACACCUCUCAAUGCAACUAUGAGCCACAAAGGCAGCUAAACUCCUGUCUUAUUGACUAUUAAAUGUUAAGCUUAUUAGCUCCCAAACCUUACAGCUUCCCACCUGUGGAUUGACAAUUGCAGAUGAUUGACGCCUUUAAAAACAUUGAUCACAUGGUGAUUAUCAAUUUACUUUAUUAAAUGUAUUCAUGCAAAUGGUCCCAAAUCCCUUGCAGGCUUUUUUUUUAUGUACAUCUUUAACAGUUAACAUACACCAACUGUUUUUAUGAAAAAGUAAUGUCUUCUGAAGAGGAUGCUGUAUAUGAACUUAAAUGUACUAAAAACUACAUCUGAAAUAGAGGAACAAUGAUUACAGAUUGUGUAACUAAGAAAUGGGCAUAAAAA
This is a messenger RNA of Cyprinodon variegatus (sheepshead minnow), 8588 nucleotides long. It is a transcript of the gene ncoa6, whose product is annotated as nuclear receptor coactivator 6. Gene Ontology annotation, biological process: positive regulation of transcription by RNA polymerase II. The transcript is spliced from 17 exons. The coding region runs from base 168 to 7349 and encodes 2393 amino acids. NCBI's taxonomy places the organism in Eukaryota, Metazoa, Chordata, Actinopteri, Cyprinodontiformes, Cyprinodontidae. Gene Ontology annotation, cellular component: transcription regulator complex; nucleus; histone methyltransferase complex. The record is from RefSeq and is a predicted model, not a curated record.